AUGGCUCUCGAUACUUUUAAAAGACCUGCUGCUCCUGAAUUCGCACUCGCCAAGCGAGGAAAGUUCGAUGAUUUCACUCAUGAAAACAACAGAUUAUCGAAUCUUCAGGCUCCGAUUAUGUUACUGCAAGGUCAUCAAGGAGAAAUAUAUACUUCCAAAUUUAGCUCUGAUGGAACCUGCUUGGCUUCAGCUGGAUUUGAUCAAACGAUAUUUUUAUGGAAUGUAUAUGGCGAUUGUGAGAAUUUCGCUAUUCUCAAAGGUCAUAAUGGAGCUGUUAUGGAUCUUAACUUCAAUACUGACUCAAGUCUUCUAUUCACUUGUGGCACCGAUCGGACUCUACGUGUUUGGGACAUGGAAACAGGAGCAUGUCAAAGAAAAUUUAAAAGUCAUGAUGAUAUAGUGAACUCCUGUCAUCCUGCCAGAAGGGGUCCCACAUUAGUUUCUUCAGCAAGUGAUGAUGGCAGUGUUAAAAUUCAUGAUGUUCGACAACGACUUCCUAUCAAAAAUUAUGAGAACAAGUUCCAACAAACUUCUGUUUCCUUUAAUGACACAGCGGAGCUAGUCUUCUGUGCUGGAAUUGACAAUGAUAUAAAAGUUUGGGAUUUGAGACGAGAUGACAUCUCCUAUGUCUUGAGAGGACAUGGAGACACUGUCACUGGAAUGUCUCUCAGUCCAAAUGGUAACUUUUUGUUAACGAACUCGAUGGAUUGUUCAUUGAAGCAGUGGGAUGUGCGUCCAUUUGUUCAAGGUACCAACCGUUUAGUACAAACAUAUUAUGCUCAUCAGCAUAACUUUGAGAAGAAUCUUCUCAAAUGUUCCUGGUCUCCAGAUGGUAGACGUGUAUCUGCUGGCUCUAGUGAUCGCUUUGUUUAUGUUUGGGAAGUUAACUCGAAGAAUCUUGUAUUCAAACUUCCUGGACAUUUGGGAUCAGUCAAUGCAACUGAUUUCCACCCAAACGAACCCAUAUUGUUAUCUGCGUCGAGUGAUAAAAUGAUCUAUCUUGGAGAAAUAGCCUGA
This is a messenger RNA of Auanema sp. JU1783, 1017 nucleotides long. NCBI's taxonomy places the organism in Eukaryota, Metazoa, Nematoda, Chromadorea, Rhabditida, Rhabditidae. The record is from the annotation of a GenBank genome assembly.